Messenger RNA from Pseudo-nitzschia multistriata, 780 nucleotides. NCBI's taxonomy places the organism in Eukaryota, Bacillariophyta, Bacillariophyceae, Bacillariales, Bacillariaceae. The record is from the annotation of a GenBank genome assembly.
AAAUCAAAGGAACAAUUCCGUCGGUGAGUCGAACCCGAAUUUUUCCUGCGUGAAAACUCCUUUUUGAACGUCAACCACAUCUGAUUUCUGACAACUACUUUUCGUUCUAUUUUGCUGGAUGCAACUACCAAUCAGGAGCUCGGUCGUUUGACUGGUCUCGAUACGCUUAUGCUUAAUCGUAACUUCUUACAGGGAACGAUUCCUGCAUCUUUUUCGAACUUGAUUGACCUCGGUAAGAUUUCGGUCGUUGAAAAGUUUCUAUUUUGUACCCGUUCACCACUACGAGAACUCCGCCUCAUAGUGCAACUUGCUCCCUUUCGUCUUUCAACAGAUGUUCUUAUUUUAGACGCAAACAAUAUUACUGGUAGUGCAGAUCCUAUUUGCGUAAAUAACACCGCUAAAUUGACUUUCUUGUCCUCGGAUUGUGGAGGACUCGAAAGUGAGGUAAAUUGCAGUUGCUGUACUGUUUGCUGUAACGACAACAAUGCCACAUGUAAUAACUUCGACUGGCGCGUAAACUUGGAUGGAAUCUGGGAAUACGACUAUCAACGUCUUGUAUACUCAUUCAGUCAGGAGCUCUUGCCAUCGAGUGCAAAGAUGAAUUAUACAAACGAAAAAUUGGAGGCGGAUUCGAACAUCGCUUCGAGUGGUAAUUCCACUAGAAAUUCUACGGGCGCUCGUGAGUAAGAAAACGGUGCUGGAGUUUCAACUCAUACUUCAUAUUUUUGUAAAAAGAACGCAAUGCGGUCAUGCGUUCAAAAAUAAUUGAACCCAGUUAAC